GAACUAUCCGGAAGUAUGUAAAGGAGGAAGUGGUUGUGUUGCGCUGUUUGCAGGGUAGUGAAGAUGGAGGCUCUCAGUAAACUUAAACAGUUUGACGCUUAUCCUAAAACACUGGAGGAUUUCAGGGUGAAAACAUGCGGCGGAGCAACGGUGACGAUUAUCAGCGGGCUGAUCAUGCUGAUCCUCUUCUUCUCAGAGCUUCAGUACUACCUCACUAAGGAAGUUUACCCGGAGUUAUACGUGGACACAUCCAGGGGAGACAAGCUUAAGAUCAAUAUCGACGUCCUCUUCCCCCACAUGCCAUGUGCUUAUCUGAGCAUCGAUGCAAUGGAUGUAGCUGGAGAGCAGCAGCUGGAUGUUGAGCACAACCUGUUUAAACAGAGACUGGACAAGGAAGGAAAGCCAGUGACUCCAGAGGCAGAGAAACACGAGCUGGGAAAGGAGGAGCCCGAAGCUUUUGAUCCAAGCAAACUGGACCCCAACCGCUGUGAGAGCUGCUACGGAGCUGAGACUGAAGAUCUCAAGUGCUGUAACUCGUGUGAUGAUGUGAGAGAAGGCUACAGGAGGAGAGGGUGGGCCUUUAAAAACCCGGACACCAUCGAGCAGUGCAAGAGGGAGGGCUUCAGCCAGAAGAUGCAGGAGCAGAAGAACGAAGGCUGCAAGCUGUACGGAUUCCUGGAGGUCAACAAGGUGGCUGGGAACUUCCAUUUUGCACCAGGAAAAAGCUUUCAACAGUCCCACGUGCAUGUACACGCUGUGGAAAUUCAUGACCUGCAGAGCUUUGGACUGGAUAAUAUAAACAUGACUCAUUUCAUCAGACACUUGUCAUUCGGGGAGGAUUACCCAGGAAUCGUGAAUCCUCUGGACGGAACUAACGUAGCUGCAGAGCACGUUUCCAUGAUGUACCAGUACUUUGUGAAAAUCGUCCCGACAAUAUACGUGAAAGCUGAUGGACAGGUGGUGAAAACGAACCAGUUCUCAGUGACAAGGCAUGAGAAAAGAGCCAAUGGUCUGGUAGGAGACCAGGGCCUGCCGGGGGUCUUCGUGCUGUAUGAACUGUCUCCCAUGAUGGUGAAAUUCACAGAGAAGCAGAGGUCGUUCACACAUUUUCUCACGGGCGUAUGUGCCAUCGUUGGAGGAGUGUUUACAGUGGCGGGACUCGUAGACUCUCUGAUCUAUCACUCUGCGAGAGCCAUUCAGAAGAAGAUCGAGCUGGGGAAAGCAUCGUAGUGCGAACGACGGGACUGGAGAUAAAUGGACAUCGUUCACAGGACACCGACUACAGAGGCGUUAGAGCAAUGAAAGCAGGAUCUAACUUCAGAAUUCAAAAUCAUUUCUAGCACAGCCCCUUGCUCGGUGCCCUUCUCUGUCUUUGUUUUUCUUUUCUUUUAAGAUACUGAUGACUGAACUGUGGUGUUACUGUGUACUCUAUAAAAACAUGUAUUUGUCGUUCUGUCUAUAAGUGGGUAGCACAGAUUACCAUGUGAACCCUCAAUGUGAGUCUCCUGGAGGCAGCCCAGUUAUCUGUCCGGGAAUGCAAUUCAAAGUUAUUAAGCAAUAAAUGCCUGUGCAGCAGACGGUGCCAGCCAGGUAAUCGAGAGUUUCAUUGCUGCUACAAAACACUGAAGAGAUCUCAACCGAGAUCCCUUCAUGAAAGACAAGCUCGGGAAUCUGGCUGGUAAGGUCUGGCAUGAAACUGAAAAAACGCCUGGAAGUCAGGAGAUCUUUUUAAAUUGCGCCUCUUGGUUGUGUUGUUUGUGCCAGGUCACCCUUUUGAAGGAUUAGAUAGAUCGAUACAGAAAAGGAAACCGUAGUUACUGGUAUGAUUUUGUGGUGGUGGAUUUUCACAACACUUGUUUGUUUUCUUGGUGUGAGGCAUUUAUCUUUCCGGGUUGUUUUCUGAACACAAAACAGCAGUCGGAAACAAUGCAUAGAUCUGUCUUUAAACUUGACGUGUCUGAUUCCUGGAGUUGGUUGGCUGGCUUCUAGGAUCCUCUCUGCCAGUCCAUUCCCACGUGUGCAGGACAGUACUGUACAGAGCAGUGCAACACCACUGUGCACCCCCAAGCAAUGCCUGGCUCAGAGUGUGAGUUACUGAUUGCAAUCAGGAUUGUAAUGGCUAGUAAAUGAAAACCUGCCAGUCUUUUGGACUUUUCAAAAAUUGUAAAAUAGACUUUCUGAAAUAAGUUCUGGAUUCGCUGUUUAAAUUCUGUAGUUCGUUCGGAGUAACUCACAGGAAAAGAGGUUUAAUGGAAAACACAACAGGGAUCAGACACACACAGUCAAUGAAAAUGAGGGCUUUAGGAAAUCAAACUAAAUGUCUCGCAGUCCACGAUGUGCACGUUGCAAUGGACAUUUUAAAGAUUUGUCAUAAACUGACCCUCCUUUUCUGUGGCGUUUAUUAACACAUCUAGGGUUAUAUGUAAACUUCCACUGAAUAAAAACAUACUUAAAAACUGCGAUGAAGCGAGAGUGAAGUAAUGCUCUUAAUGUUUCAUGAGGGAUGCAGAACACAUCUUAACUAAUAAUAUUUGGGUUAGUGAGAGUGAAGCAGCAGCUGCCCUGUUUGUGUGCUUUUUCAGCGCCUGUGAUUGGACAUUCUCCCGGUAACUGGGGUAAGAGGGUAAGAGCUGUCAGGGUCUGUGCGUGCGGGCUUGUGUUUAGUUUCCGUGAGAGGAGGAGAGCUUUGUGCGUCAUGUGAUGCAGCUCAUUAUCAAUUCAGACACACCCCCUCCUCCCUUUAGCACACAGAGACACACCCUUUCCUAGUGAUUCUCAACUUGAUCAUAUUGAUGAUAAUAAAACACUAAUGACUGCCGUGUCAAGUAUAGCUCUUCCUGUUCUUGCAUUGAUUCCUCGCCACGGGACUCUCUCUGUCUCUCUGCCUCUCUCUCUGUCUCGCUGUCUCUCUCUCUGUCUCACUGUCUCUCUCUCUUGCUGUCUCACUCUCCCGCUCUCUCCAGGGUUAGAAGCUCACACUGGUCCUGCACCCAGUCCUGGCUUUCACAACCCCCUCUGUUGAGUAGUAUUAUUGAAAUGCCUAAAUACAUAGAGAUCAUUUGUGUAGUUGUUUGGUACUUUUUUGAGUGUAAUUGUAAUUCUGCUGUGAUUGUAUUAGCAGGUCUGAUUGACCCCAGGUCUGUGCAGGAAUGAACAUGUUUAAUUGAAGCUGUAAACGGAAGGUAAAUGCGAACCUGGAUUCUCCUGCUAUGUUGAUGGUUAUCAUUUGGGAUGAAGGGAGAUCUGCAAGAGAUGUGUUUUAUUUUCUUAAUUUUGUUUGGACCUGCCGGGAAUGUAUUCCUGAAUAAAAUUCUGAUGCAGGUCAUUUAAAA
Messenger RNA from Acipenser ruthenus (sterlet), 3332 nucleotides. Its product is annotated as endoplasmic reticulum-Golgi intermediate compartment protein 3. Lineage: Eukaryota; Metazoa; Chordata; Actinopteri; Acipenseriformes; Acipenseridae. Gene Ontology annotation, biological process: retrograde vesicle-mediated transport, Golgi to endoplasmic reticulum; endoplasmic reticulum to Golgi vesicle-mediated transport. Gene Ontology annotation, cellular component: endoplasmic reticulum; endoplasmic reticulum membrane; COPII-coated ER to Golgi transport vesicle. The transcript is spliced from 14 exons. The record is from RefSeq and is a predicted model, not a curated record. The coding region runs from base 64 to 1230 and encodes 388 amino acids.